GCCUUGCAGCUUGAUGGCAUGCUGGUCUUGGGCGUGCCUGUGUCCAUCAAGCGGCCCAACGAUGCAGUGAGCCCACUGGGCAUGAUCGGCGGCGUGCCGGUGGGCAUGCAGAUGCCGGGCCAAGGCGGCAUGCUGGCCUUGCCAUCAGCGCAGGUCAGUGCCACCAGCCCGGUGAUUCGCAUUGAUGAGAUCCUGAAGGUGGAUGAGAAGACAACAGAUGAUGACUACAAUGACGUGAAGGAGGACAUGCAGGAGGGUUGUGGCGCUCAUGGCAAGCUGGUCUUCGUGGCCAUUGUCAAGCCUCACCAUGCGCAGGGCAACGUCAGCUUGAAGCCGGGCGACGUCUUCCUUCAGUGCUGCACCACGGACGAUGCAACCAAGAUCAUGCGGGCCAUGGGCCACCGCAAGUACGAUGGCAGGCAGAUCCAGAUGACCUCCUUCGAGGAGGGCAAAUUCAUGAGCGAGAUCAAGCCGCUCUUCUGAGCUGGCAAAUUCUAAGCCGGGCUUUCAUUUAUACAUUCCGAAAGCGAAGACCAUGCUGUUCAAGGUCGACGCCAAGCAUUACGCUGAAUGUAUAUAUGCUGUGUACUCAUG
Effrenium voratum is the source of this 594-nucleotide messenger RNA. Lineage: Eukaryota; Dinophyceae; Suessiales; Symbiodiniaceae. The record is from the annotation of a GenBank genome assembly.